AUGGUCGAUAAGGAUCUUAGAUCCAUGAAGAUUAACCCAAAUCCAAAAGAUAACCUUACGAAAAAGGAAAGGAAAGCCUUAAGAUCUCUUAUGCAUGACAAAGAGAUAAUCAUAAAGGCAGCGGACAAAGGAGGAGGAGUAGUUGUAAUGGAUAGGCAUAAUUAUGAUGAAGAAAAUAGGAGACUUCUUAGUGAUAUGGACACCUAUGUGAAAUUGAAGGAGAACCCAAGUCAAAAAUUUAUGGAUGAACUUAAGGAAUUGCUAAAUGAGG
Messenger RNA from Pelobates cultripes (western spadefoot toad), 271 nucleotides. The record is from the annotation of a GenBank genome assembly. Lineage: Eukaryota; Metazoa; Chordata; Amphibia; Anura; Pelobatidae.